Messenger RNA from Aethina tumida (small hive beetle), 4258 nucleotides. Its product is annotated as serine protease nudel. Gene Ontology annotation, biological process: proteolysis. The transcript is spliced from 11 exons. The record is from RefSeq and is a predicted model, not a curated record. Bases 117 to 4190 code for a protein of 1357 amino acids. Lineage: Eukaryota; Metazoa; Arthropoda; Insecta; Coleoptera; Nitidulidae. Gene Ontology annotation, molecular function: serine-type endopeptidase activity; protein binding.
CGCAGUGGUGGUACUGGUUGUGUACGUCUGAACAUUUUCGAACUUCAUGUGAAAAUCAACGCUUAUGAUGUGAUUAAUUUGUGUGGUUUUUUUCCCUUCUUCUCAAAAGCGACAGAAUGGAAACAUUUUGUGGAUCUAGUGUUGUCAACCCGUCGAAAUUUAGGCCGAGUUUGUCUAAUAAUUUUUUUCAUAAUGUUCCAAGCUGUCCGCCAAGGAACUACCGACAAAAUGGGAGUGAGUAUGCGUUACCAAAUAGCACUAGAAGACCAACACCAUCUCUUACCAACGCCCAUACGUCGGCGGGAGCAGUAUAUUGGCAAAGUCAUAACCCAAGAUCAGUUCGUUCCUGCAUUAGUAUUGGCAAUGAUUAUAAUAAAGCAUCGAAAGGAAAAAUAUGUACGAUUGCCUUGGCUAUAGCAUCGUUCCUAGUACUAAUUGCAGUUUUAGCUAUAGCUGGAAUGGCUUUGUACAUGGGUACUUUACAUCCUGCUGAAUCAACGAGUGGCUUGAUUACUUUUAGCUGUAGUGCUAAAGUACUCAGGGGUGAUAGAUUUGUAGGUAGUUUACAAGAAAAAGCCGCCAGGUACAAAAGACAGCUAGAGGCGUUAUACCAAAGGAGUACUUUAGGACCAGCUCUUGUGUCUUGCACGUUAGAUAGCUUCGGAAACGACACAUUAACAUUUUAUUUUAAAGUAAUUUUAAACAAACGAAAGCUUACUAAAAGUCCUUCAAGCGUAGAAAAAAAUAUUAAAGAUAUAUUGUUAAGUGAUGCCAUAUCACGUAAACCAGUAUUCCGAAACAUCAGGUUUGAUCCACGCAGCGUUUACGUUCGACAAACUCUGGAGACAGAAAAAUUACACACUUCGCCAGUUUUAAAACCGAAGGAGAAUUUCAAAACAAUUAAAAGCGGAGUCGUUUUAAAAACACAUAAUUACAAUAUUUCGCACCUCCCAGUUCCACCGACAAGAAAAUUACCUGUUAAAGAAGAUACGAGUAUCAAAGAAGCGGAGGACACCGACGAUGUUGGAGAUUUACCGGUGAUUCAAGGUUCCUUUAAAAUUAGCAAGACUGAGGCGGACAUAACAGAAAAGAAAUCAGAAACAACAACUGCGAAACCUUACACUAAAAUCAGUCAAAGUCCAACCAAAAAAACAACAUUUAAGGAGUCGUCUGUAACGAGUGCCCUGUAUAAAAUUGCAGCGGUAGAAAAAGUGACAAAAACCCCAACUACCACUCCUAAAAUAAUUCCUACAUCUAGUCUGACUACUAAGACAAUAACGACACCUUCAACAACAGUGAUGAGUACCACUAGCACUACUCCUAGUGCAACCAAAGAACCCAGUGUCACUAAAUUAACUCCCACAGAAGAUAAUAAGUUUAUAAUUAACCCCCAUAUGUUUGACGAUGAGCCUUGGAUACCAAUUUUAUCUGGACCUACUGUUACAGUUCAAUCUGAAAUAACUUUGCCACCACUACCAUCCACGAUCGCUGAUCGAAGCAGCAUGAUGCAACGGCCAUUUUAUACCAGCUUUACUAAUCCAGGUUUGUCAUUUCACUUCGCCGAUAAAGAAACCUUGGGCUCCUCGAGUUUAAAAAGUCACCCAAUUCCCGUUAAUAAGCUACCACAAUUAACUGAGCCUUCGUUGUAUUUCCAAACGAAUACUGAAAAUAUAGAGAAAAUUCCUUCGUCAAACUUCCACGAAGUGACUGAAAAACAAUCAGAUUUCAUUGAAGUGGAAACCGUUAAAUAUAUGCCGGAAACAGAAGAGCUAAAAAAAGAGCAGAUGUUGAAGAACCUUUCAUCAAUAUUCCACACUUUAGCCUCAUCUUUGGAUUCAGACAACGUCAAUUUGAGUAAUGUAUACGAAAAUACGGAAAAACCACAGGAAAAUUUCUCAAAUAACCCAGACAACGAAGGAAGCUUCGGACAAGGACAAGUAGAAGUUGUGGUGGAAACUGACGUUGAUGAUUUGAUGCUGCAAACAACGAAAUUACCUUUGGUAACGCUUCUUCCAGCAAAAUCGAACUCUGGAGUUGGCAGACCACUAAGACGACGACCGUACAAACCAGGAGAAGUUAAUAACCUUUCCAUUGAAAAUCGAAGUUUCCCCGAUCAUUUUGUUAAAAUACAAUCCGAUGAAGAGGAAAUGAAAAAAGUCGACAAUCUUAAAUUAGAAGACUUUAAAAUUAUAGGUGUACUAAAUUUCGCCACAGACAGCACUUUAGAAGGUGAUGAUAAACAUCAGGAUAUAGUGAGGUACCCGAAAAUGGACGUUAACAUUGACAACAACACUGAGAUAUCAGUAUUUGCUGUUAACUCCACCGUUUCCAGCAGUAGAAGUGAAAAUAAAACGAAUUUCAAUAAGCUAACUCCUGAAAAGCUGAAGCACCUGGCAGAAAUCAGCAAAGUACAUGACAACAACACGGUUUUUGAAACAGAACCCUUAAUAUCGAACAAAGCCAUAUCUUCCAGCUACACCAUUAACCACUCGGGGUUUAAAGUAUUAACUAAGACUCUGAAUAAAAUUAAUGGCUUUAAAAAAGAAGAUGUGACUAACUCUUACAGCAAAGUGGGCUUCAAAAUACAAAACGACAAAUCAGAAUGUGGCAACUUUACAAUAAGAUGUGGUGAUGGCAAAUGUUUGCCAGAGACCACCAAAUGUAAUCAACUAAUAGACUGUGUUGACGGUAAAGACGAAGAAGACUGUAAUUGCGCAGAUUACCUACGAUCUCAGUAUUUGAUACGAAAAAUUUGUGAUGGAGUUGUUGACUGUUGGGAUUACUCAGACGAAAAUCAGUGUGAGUGGUGCCUUCCAAAUCAGUAUGUGUGCAGUAACUCAAAAGUGUGCAUCGACAAAACAAAAAUAUGUGACGGAUUCAGAGAUUGUCCUCAAGGAGAUGAUGAGCGUCAGUGUGUUACAAUAGCAGCAAACGUAAAAGCUGCCGAUGAGUUUCCAUAUUACUCUGAAGGGUAUUUAAUGGUCCGAAAGUAUGGGGUGUGGGGAAAGUUGUGCAUCGAUAACUUUGAGAACGUCGUAUCGAAAUCGCAUAUUUCUUGGGAAAUAUCUGAUCUCGGAAAAUCUGUCUGUAAAUCAAUGACUUACCAGAAUUUAGAAACCAUUAAAGCCCACAUAGGAACCAACGAUUCUGAGUCCUCUCCAUAUUAUGAAUUAUCUUACUCCUUCCAAAACGAAACCAAAUCUAGUUUAUCCUUUAAAGAAACCUCUUGCAAAAACCGUAAAACAGUAAAAGUCAAAUGCCAAACGUUAGAAUGUGGUGCAAGACCCCAAAUAAUGAAACACAUAGCUAGACGGGAUUACAGAGUCGUUGGCGGAGGAAAUGCAGGUUUGGGAGCGUGGCCUUGGCAAGCUGCCUUGUACAAAGAGGGAGAAUUUCAAUGUGGAGCCACAUUACUCUCCGAUAAAUGGCUUGUUUCGGCUGGGCAUUGCUUUUAUCAUUCUCAAGAUGAGCACUGGGUGGCGAGAUUGGGUGCACUUAGAAGAGGUACGACGCUUCCAUCGCCUUACGAGCAACUCCGGGCAAUAGUUAAAAUAAUAGUACACCCAGGAUAUGUGGAUUCUGGUUUUAUUAAUGACAUAUCGCUUUUACAAAUGGAAUUUCCUGUAGUUUAUAGUGAUUAUGUUCGACCUAUAUGUUUACCAGCACCUAAUGAGGCCCCCAUGGAUGGCAGAUUAUGUACUAUUGUCGGUUGGGGUCAAUUAUUCGAAGUUGGACGCAUUUUUCCUGAUACUCUUCAAGAGGUCCAAGUUCCUAUAAUAUCUACAGCUGAAUGUAGAAAAAGGACAGUGUUCCUACCACUGUAUAAAAUUACAGAAGACAUGUUUUGUGCUGGAUAUGAAAGGGGUGGCAGGGAUGCUUGUUUGGGAGACUCUGGGGGACCUUUAAUGUGUCCUGAGCCAAAUGGAAGAUGGAUUUUGCAGGGUAUUACUAGCAAUGGUUACGGAUGUGCAAGGGCGAAUAGGCCUGGGGUUUAUACAAAAGUAGCAAACUAUGUUAACUGGAUCAAUUCCCAUUUGGUGCAGGAUUAUAAGUCUGAAAAUGUCACGGGAAAUAAAUCUAAGAAUGUAUGUGCGGGACAUCGAUGUCCUUUAGGAGAAUGUCUACCUGACAGUCAUUUAUGUAAUGGAUAUAUAGAAUGUAGUGAUGGAAGUGAUGAAAAAAAUUGUUGAUUAAUAUAUCAAGUGUGAUAUCAAAAUUUGUACUUACUGUAUAUAAAAAGCAUUAUUAUGUGCCUUGA